Molecule: messenger RNA, 921 nt
Organism: Planococcus citri (citrus mealybug)
Lineage: Eukaryota; Metazoa; Arthropoda; Insecta; Hemiptera; Pseudococcidae
Gene: twr
Product: signal peptidase complex catalytic subunit SEC11 homolog C twr
Exons: 5
Coding region: 114-650 (178 amino acids)
Cellular component (GO): signal peptidase complex; membrane
Molecular function (GO): serine-type endopeptidase activity
Source: RefSeq, a predicted model, not a curated record
CGGCUUAUCAGAAUAAAAACAACUGUUUGGUGUCGUUUUAAAACUGACGUGUGUUUUUUCUCAUUUAAAAUUAAGUUAUUUUAUAGAAUAUACUUUAAAAAAAUCAAAUAACCAUGAUUCAAGGAAUGUUUGAGGAAAUAAAGCGCAUGAAUAAACGACAGUUUAUUUAUCAAGUUCUAAGCUUCGGUAUGAUAGUUUCAUCAGCACUGAUGCUAUGGAAAGGUCUAAUGGUACUCACUGGAAGUGAAAGUCCGAUCGUAGUUGUACUCAGUGGAAGUAUGGAACCUGCAUUUCACAGAGGAGAUCUGUUAUUUUUAACUAAUAACAAAGAACAACCAAUCCGAGCUGGAGAAAUAGUUGUAUUCAAAAUUGAAGGCCGAGAUAUACCGAUUGUACACAGAGUUCUGAAGCUACACGAAAAGAGUAACGGAACGAUUAAAUUCCUGACCAAAGGUGAUAAUAACAGCGUCGACGACCGAGGUUUAUAUGCUCCAGGUCAGCAAUGGCUGACAAAAGAUGAUGUGGUAGGACGAGCGCAAGGAUUUCUACCUCAUAUCGGUUUAGUUACUAUUUACAUGAACGAAUACCCUAAAGUUAAAUACGCAGUAUUAGCUUGUCUGGGAGUCUACGUUCUUCUUCAUCGCGAAUAAAUUCAAUUGAUUGAGAAACAGUGUUCCAAAAAGAAGAAUUUUAUACUCUAUAUUAUUAUUUUUUUCCUUGUUGGUUGAUGUAAAUAAUGUGCGAAUUUGGAAUUCAUUUAUUUGUAAUUUAUUGUGUAAAUGCGUUGAGUUCUAAGAAGUCAAAUAUUCAAUUUAAGUACGAUCAUUCUUGCGAAUGUUCUUUAUUUUUAAAAUCUCUCGAUUCCUCAUUCUCAUGUAUAAAACUUUGUUUGCGUUUAAAUUAAAAUUUCUUCAUUAGAAA